Messenger RNA from Spea bombifrons (plains spadefoot toad), 3580 nucleotides. It is a transcript of the gene PCSK7, whose product is annotated as proprotein convertase subtilisin/kexin type 7. Lineage: Eukaryota; Metazoa; Chordata; Amphibia; Anura; Pelobatidae. Gene Ontology annotation, molecular function: serine-type endopeptidase activity. The coding region runs from base 557 to 2863 and encodes 768 amino acids. The record is from RefSeq and is a predicted model, not a curated record. Gene Ontology annotation, cellular component: Golgi membrane; trans-Golgi network. The transcript is spliced from 16 exons. Gene Ontology annotation, biological process: protein processing.
ACCUCAGAGCAACGCUUUACUUCCGCUUCCGGUUAGAGCCUGUCACUGACGGCCCCACUACAAGCUUGUGGCAACCUUUCACACAGUAGUAAACAUGCAAGAUGAGCGACUCUACCGCUACGUCUGCGCUAUCGCAUUUGCGUUGGCCGCACGGAUGGCACAGACCUAGAUUAACGUUAUCCCCAGGAUCGUAGCCGCCACUUUAAUACCACGGAGUACUAUUCGAGGCACGUUUUAGACAACGGAAGCGGGGUUAAUUCGAAUAGAGUUACGCGUCGUAACGAAGCAAUUAAUUGGCUUGUCCUAGUCGAACGGAAGCACGGAUCGCUGUUGUGCCACGUGAUUACGGGAAUCACGUGACGCUUGACGCAAGGAGGUGUGUUAGCAGGAUAGGCUGCCAUCCGGAAGUAUGGGCUUGGGGAUUACUCGUGAAUUGCUAUGCAUCGUUACACAGAUACCAGGAACUUGUGACAAGCCCAGCCUAUGGGUAUCCCUGCCUGAAACAACGCGUCCUGAUGCCCAUAUCAGGUGGCUUCCUGUGUAAUGGGCUACCACGAUGUUUCUGUCGCAUGCCUCUCAACUGUGCCUUUACACCCUACUCACUGGACUGGUCUUCGUCACUCCACUUACCCACACUGCCUGCUCUCCGCUCAUCAAUGACGCCCCUCAUUCUGGAGAAGAGCUGACAUGGGCUGUUCACCUGGACCCAGCUGGGGGAGAGGAGGCACUUGACACUCUUGCCGAUGAACUCUCACAGGCUUCUGGGCUUGAAAACCGAGGAGCGAUAGGAGAACUUAAAGACCGUUACUUGUUUGCUUAUGUGGGCAGCGGCCAAUGCCUGGAGGAUGCACGCAGACGAGCCCAUGGCCUGUUCACCAAGCACAACCACGUGAGGUGGUACUCGGAGCAGAAGCUACUAAAGAGAUCUAAACGAAGUUUGCACUUUAAUGACCCCAAAUACCCCCUGCAAUGGCACUUGCACAACAGACACAACCCCGGGAUGGACAUCAAUGUUACCGGGGUCUGGGAGAGGAAUGUGACAGGCCAAGGGGUCACAGUGGUGGUUGUCGACGAUGGAGUCCAGCACACAAUCCAGGAUAUCCAGCCCAACUAUAGUCCUGAAGGCUCCUAUGACCUGAACUCUAAUGAUCCAGACCCAAUGCCACAUCCAGAUGGUAGCAGCGAUAAUCAUCACGGGACCCGAUGUGCAGGGGAGAUUGCCGCCGUCCCCAACAACAGCUUCUGCGCAGUCGGAGUAGCCUAUGGAAGCAGGAUUGCUGGGAUACGUGUUCUGGACGGUCCUCUCACUGACAGCAUGGAGGCAAUAGCUUUCAACAAACAUUAUCAGAUUAAUGAUAUAUAUAGCUGCAGUUGGGGUCCUGAUGAUGAUGGGAAAACGGUUGAUGGACCCCACCAGCUGGGGAAGGCUGCCCUCCAGCAUGGCGUCAUUGCUGGACGGAAAGGCUUUGGAAGCAUUUUUGUGGUUGCCAGUGGCAAUGGAGGUCAAUACAAUGACAACUGUAACUAUGACGGUUACGCCAACUCCAUCUAUACAGUUACUAUAGGAGCUGUCAAUGAGGCUGGUAGAGUGCCGUUCUACGCAGAGGAGUGCGCAUCAAUGUUAGCAGUGACCUUCAGCAGUGGAGACAAAAUGAUGAGGAGUAUUGUGACUUCAGAUUGGGACCUACAAAAGGGGACAGGGUGCACAGAAGGACAUACAGGAACAUCAGCAGCGGCCCCUAUUGCUGCUGGGAUGAUCGCGCUGAUGCUACAAGUACGUCCAUGUCUGACCUGGAGGGAUGUCCAGCACAUUAUCGUGUUCACUGCCACCAAGUAUGAAGACUAUUUGUGGGAAACCAAUGGUGCUGGUUUUAGUCACAGUCAUCAGCAUGGCUUCGGUCUGCUGAAUGCUUGGCGACUCACGAAUGCAGCUAAGGUCUGGGAAUCUGUACCCUAUUUAGCCUCCUAUGUAAGUCCUGCGUUUAAGGAGAACCGAAACAUCCCGCUACUGCCCAGCAGACUGGAACUGAGCUGGAACAUAACCUCUGCAGAUCUAGAGCUUUCCGGAAUGAAGACGCUGGAGCACGUUUCUGUGACCGUCACCAUCACCCACCCGCGCCGCGGGGACCUGGAGAUUCGCCUGUUCUGUCCAAGUGGGAUGUCGUCGCUUGUUGGAGCCAAGCGCAGUCUCGACACGGACCCGAGCGGAUACGCAGACUGGACUUUCUCCUCUGUUCGAUGCUGGGGGGAGAACGCAGAGGGAAUUUACAAAUUGCUGAUCAGUGAUUUUGGAGAUGCCAAAGGAGGAGUUUUGCAUCAGUGGCAGCUGACACUUUACGGAUCCAUGUGGACUCCCAUGGAUGUGGCAGAUAGAAGAAGGCUGGUGGAAGACGCGCAGGGCGGUCAGUACCUGAAUGAUAACUUCUCCCUCCCCUGUCCACCCGGUCUGGUGAUCUCAGAGCAGGAGAAAUAUACAAUCUCUAGCAACACUUUACGGACCCUUAUGCUCCUGGGAUGUUUUGCAGUGUUCUGGUCCUUGUAUUAUACCCUAGAGUUGUAUCUCUCCCGGAUUUCCAGCGUUAAAGACUUAGACUUGAGUUGCGAGGGACCUUCUUGUUUGUGGCCCCGAGGAACACCUAGUCCGCACCAGCUAGAGGCAGGUAAUGAAAUCGAGACGGUGCCUCUAUGCGGGGUGAAGGACAUUGUUUCAGAGGAUGAGGAAGAGGAUGACAAUUCUUCCUCCACCAGGAAAAACCAAACUAGAGCUGACUUUACAGAUCGUGGGCAGAAUGUGUCCUCUGAUCUUCAUCAGUACAGAGAAGUAGGCAAAGAGGAUGAACGUGUUUCUGAUACAUUCUUGUAACUUUGAAGAGCCCGGAUGUAACUAACUUGCGAUGAGGAGAAUCUGCAACGCAAAGCAGGAGGAAACACAGCAGUUACUUGUAUCUUGAUACGCAAGAUUGUUAUGGACAUCAAGUACCUUCCAAACAAGAUUGGACACCAGAGACAUUCUGACUACGUAUUGGAAACCUGAUUCAGCAGCCCUGGGUUUUCUGUGUUGUGGAUUGGUGAUGUCACUUUAACUUAACGCUGACUCAGACUCAGACAUUCUGAGAGGUAGAGAUUUUCCUCCGGAUCAGGGACCUUUUUAACGUGAUGCUGUGUACAUUCUCAAAUGCAGAUUAUUAGGGACGUCUCAGACACCCUGCGUUUAUAUAGCUUGAAGGGAUGGUGCAGUAUAAAUGACUUUUUAUUUGGUGUACAUGAAUCUGAAUUUGAUUCUGUUUUAAUACGGGUGAUAAUUAUUGUUAAACAUUUUAAACAAAUUGCUGCUGUACAUGUGAUCCUAAAAUUAGUUCUUUAUACAAUUAAAAAAAAAAAGGCUUUUGGUUAACAUUUGGUACAACAGCUAUUUUUUUGAUGUAACACAUGGUGUAGAUCACAUCUCUUUUAUGUGUGCAUUACAAAAUACAUCCAUUGUGCCAUAUUAUUAGUGAGUCAAAAUGUCAUGAAAACUGGGCAUUGAGUUAUGCAGACAGCACUAAAAUGCCAAAUAAUUAUAGUAAAUAUUUCUUUACCU